AAACUCAUCUUUGUUUUCUUGGUAAAAAAAUGAAAAUGACAUGAACGUUUUAUUGCGGAAGCAAUAUAAAAUAUAUUAAAAUAUUUAUUUUUUCAUUGAUAUAAUCCGACGGAUUGGAAUAUUCAUUAAUAAAUUUGUUCAAGCUGUUUUCAGAAAAGGAUAUUGCGGCUAUGGCAGACACCGACGCUAAACGACAUAAUCUCUACUCAUCACAUCCGGGAGGCUACCCCGCAGCGAAACAAGAACAGUAUUCACAAUACCUCAGGAAACUUCACCAAGACUUUAUCGAAUCAUGGAACGAAAAGUCGGAAAGUAACGCAAAACUUACAGACUUCGAAAGACAUAAGGUGCUCGGCACUGGAGCAUUUGGUAUCGUAUAUCUAGUUAAACACUCUCACACUGGAAAAUAUUAUGCAAUGAAGAUGCUUGAGAAAGAGAAAAUUGUCAAACUAAAGCAAAUCGAGCACAGCUAUUACGAAAAGAAAAUCUUAUGCGGCUUAAACUUUCCGUUUGUUGUGUACAUGAAAUACUAUUUUAAAGAUAACGUCUACCUAUACUAUGUUUUGCCCUUUAUCGCUGGAGGUGAAAUGUUUUCCCAUUUGCGCAAAAUGGGGAAGUUUGAAGAAACUUCUGCAAAAUUUUACGGAGCUCAAGUCGUUUUAGCUUUAGAAUAUCUUCAUGCAUGCGAAUUGGUAUACCGUGAUUUGAAACCAGAGAAUAUAUUAAUAGACAGAACUGGUUACAUAAAGAUAACUGAUUUUGGAUUUUGUAAACUCAUUCGUGGGCGUACUUGGACUCUCUGUGGAACCCCUGAAUAUUUAGCACCAGAGAUUAUUCUAAGCAAGGGUUAUGGAAUGUCAGUUGAUUGGUGGUCACUUGGUAUACUCCUGUUUGAGAUGAGUGCGGGCCAUCCUCCCUUUUUUGCCUCCGAUCCCAUGAGGAUUUACGAGAAAAUAGUUGCCGGGAAGUAUCGGUGUCCAGGUCAUUUUUCAAUUGAAUUAAAAGAUCUAAUCGGGCAUAUACUACAAGUAGAUGUAACUAGACGCUAUGGUAAUCUAAAAGAUGGCGUAUUAGAUUUCAAGAAUCAUAAAUGGUUUAAAGAAAUUGAUUGGGAUAAUCUGCUAAACAGCCGCAUACAUCCACCAUUCAUUCCGAAAGUUCGAUCACCGGGAGAUACGGCGAACUUCGACAUAUUCGACGAAGAAAAAAUUAAAGACAGCCCAGUGUGUUUGUAUGAAGAGGACUUUGCUGAUUUUUAGGCUUGAGUUUCUAUAGUCAAGAUAUUAUGUUAUUACUAGCCUUUCUUUUAUGUGAUACCAAGAAUAAGGAUAGCACUAAGUUUAAGUAUGAACUAUUUAAGUUUAGUAUUUUUGUUCCCUUUUUACGAUUAGGGCGAAUUAGUAAAUUAUUCUUACAUUUUAAGUAUUUUGUAUUCGUUUCAAAUGGCGGGUUUGAAUAAAUAUUAUAAUAUGUUAUA
This is a messenger RNA of Manduca sexta (tobacco hornworm), 1477 nucleotides long. Its product is annotated as cAMP-dependent protein kinase catalytic subunit alpha-like. Gene Ontology annotation, biological process: peptidyl-serine phosphorylation. NCBI's taxonomy places the organism in Eukaryota, Metazoa, Arthropoda, Insecta, Lepidoptera, Sphingidae. Gene Ontology annotation, cellular component: cAMP-dependent protein kinase complex; nucleus. Gene Ontology annotation, molecular function: ATP binding; cAMP-dependent protein kinase activity. The coding region runs from base 171 to 1259 and encodes 362 amino acids. The record is from RefSeq and is a predicted model, not a curated record. The transcript has a single exon.